AUGUGAACUCUGGGUGUGCAUGUGCGUGUGCAUGUUUCCUGCCUGUGUAUAUAUAUACAGUGAGGAGAGGUGUCCUCCCCACAGUUGCUCUGCCAUCAUGGAUCUGAAGGUUGUGUUUGUGGUUGUCUUCCUCACUGGUUUGGCCAUCACCUCCACAGACGCUAUCCCAAAAUGUUGCAUCAGUGUCAAGGAUCACAUCCAUUGCAAUUAUCUGUGGAAACUUGACCGAUGGGAAAUACAGAAGAGCACCGGCGCCUGUGACAUCGACGCAGUGUUGGUGUUUCUGAAAAACCGGAAGAAACCAAUUUGUUUCAGUCCUAAAGUGGAGCGAUUUCUGAGAAAGAAGAGCCUGCUGUGCACAUGGAAACUCUGAGAUGUUUGUGUGUAUUAUG
Nematolebias whitei (Rio pearlfish) is the source of this 392-nucleotide messenger RNA. RefSeq names its product chemokine (C-C motif) ligand 27a (gene ccl27a). Gene Ontology annotation, cellular component: extracellular region. Lineage: Eukaryota; Metazoa; Chordata; Actinopteri; Cyprinodontiformes; Rivulidae. The transcript is spliced from 3 exons. The coding region runs from base 20 to 373 and encodes 117 amino acids. The record is from RefSeq and is a predicted model, not a curated record. Gene Ontology annotation, molecular function: chemokine activity. Gene Ontology annotation, biological process: immune response.